This is a messenger RNA of Prunus armeniaca (apricot), 957 nucleotides long. The record is from the annotation of a GenBank genome assembly. Lineage: Eukaryota; Viridiplantae; Streptophyta; Magnoliopsida; Rosales; Rosaceae.
AUGGGAUAUGUAUUACGGAAUGAUGACAGGUUGGUCUGGCACCAUGAGAAAAAAGGUUGCUACACAGUACGAAGUGGGUAUUGGCUUGCUUGUGCAAUUCGAGAUCGUGAAGAUGGAGAGGUGGGUGCAUCUAACAGCAACUUUGAGAACAUUUGGUUGAGAUUAUGGCGGAUGCAAGUGGCUAAUAAAGUCAAAGUAUUUCUAUGGAGAUGUAUGCAUGAGAUUCUACCAUGUCGACAAAAACUUUUUUUGAAGCAAGUAGUAUCUAAUCCUAUUUGCCUUCGGUGUCACCAAGCACCGAAAACAGUACUACAUGCUUUAUGGGAUUGUCCUGCAGCCCGUGAGGUAUGGCAGUUUUCAGCUCUUCAAGAUUCAUGCAACUCAGCUUAUUAUGGAUGCUUUCUCAAUCUAUUUCACUAUAUCUUGACUGUCUUGACUGAUAAGGAACUUAGACACUUUGGGUAUAUUUGUUGGAAUGUGUGGAAUGGAAGAAAUACUCAAUUGUUUCAAGGCUAUAAGCCCAAUGCUUUCCAAAGUUACCAACACAUGCAGGAGAUGGCAGAAGAAUUCUAUCAAGCGAAUUGCACAUCUUCACGCUCGACUCAAGACGGAAGCAACCGGGUGGUGAAUUGGGAGAGGCCUCCUGCUCAGUUCGUUAAAAUUAAUGUGGACGGGACUCUAAAGACAUACGAUAGUGUUAGAGUGCUGGGAGUUGUUAUUAGAGAUGAACGUGGAGAGCUGAUUGCAGCAGCAGCCAAACCAGUGUGUGGCAUGUUUACCCCCAAUGUUACUGAAUUAUUCGCAAUCAGAUUUGGACUACAACUUGCUAGGGUCUUGGGAUUGAAACAUAUUUACCUAGAGUCAGAUGCACAAGCAGCAAUACGGAUGGCUUUCCAAUGCUGGGAAAGUAACCGGGAAAUAUCACUUUAUUUCCUUUUCCAUGUUUGUUUUGAGUAA